Molecule: messenger RNA, 603 nt
Organism: Pan troglodytes (chimpanzee)
Lineage: Eukaryota; Metazoa; Chordata; Mammalia; Primates; Hominidae
Exons: 1
Coding region: 1-501 (166 amino acids)
Source: RefSeq, a predicted model, not a curated record
AUGUGUGUUUGUCUGUAUUUGCACAUGUGUUUGUGUGUGUGUAUGUGUGUGUGCACGCGCGUGCGUGCUUGUGGCAUAGCCUUCCUGUUUCUGUCAAGUCUUCCCUUGGCCUGGGUCCUCCUGGUGAGUCAUUGGAGCUAUGAAGGGGAAGGGGUCGUAUCACUUUGUCUCUCCUACCCCCACUGCCCCGAGUGUCGGGCAGCAAUGUACAUAUGGAGGUGGGGUGGACAGGGUGCUGUGCCCCUUCAGGGGGAGUGCAGGGCUUGGGGUGGGCCUAGUCCUGCUCCUAGGGCUGUGAAUGUUUUCAGGGUGGGGGGAGGGAGAUGGAGCCUCCUGUGUGUUUGGGGGGAAGGGUGGGUGGGGCCUCCCACUUGGCCCCGGGGUUCAGUGGUAUUUUAUACUUGCCUUCUUCCUGUACAGGGCUGGGAAAGGCUGUGUGAGGGGAGAGAAGGGAGAGGGUGGGCCUGCUGUGGACAAUGGCAUACUCUCUUCCAGCCCUAGGAGGAGGGCUCCUAACGGUGUAACUUAUUGUGUCCCCGCGUAUUUAUUUGUUGUAAAUAUUUGAGUAUUUUUAUAUUGACAAAUAAAAUGGAGAAAAUGAAA